Sphenostylis stenocarpa is the source of this 1665-nucleotide messenger RNA. Lineage: Eukaryota; Viridiplantae; Streptophyta; Magnoliopsida; Fabales; Fabaceae. The record is from the annotation of a GenBank genome assembly.
AUGUAUGUCUCUUGCGUUUGGGUGAAAAAGGUUGAUGAGUGGGUAGGUUUGGAAGUUAAAGUUUGUGUUGUUGAGAAAGGAAAACGCGAGUUUGUGAUACCAGAUUUGGUGUCAGUGACGCAUUUGAAGCUUACAUGGCUUUGUAUUGACCAAUCACGUUUCUUUACUCCACACUUCCACCGAGUGGACUUGAUUUGUUCCAUGUCCAUGGCUACUCCACACUUCCACUCUCGCAUUCUGGUUUCUUUACUCUUCCAUUUCUUACUCGUCUUCUCCUACCUCCUCCACACUGCAACCGCAACCCAACAUCACCAAGAAGAAGACAAUCCCAUCACGCGCUUCCAGCGCUACCUCCGCAUCAACACGGCCCACCCCACCCCGGACUACUCCUCCGCAGUCUCCUUCCUCAAAGCCCAGGCCCAUUUGCUGGGCCUGACCUCCAAGACCAUCGAGUACACCCCAGGCAAGCCCCUCCUCCUCCUAACCUGGCCCGGCUCUGACCUCUCCCUCCCCUCCCUCCUUCUCAACUCCCACCUCGACUCCGUCCCCGCCGAGCCCGCCAAGUGGCUCCACCCUCCCUUCUCCGCCCACCGCACCCCCGACGGCGCCGUCUACGCCCGCGGCGCCCAGGAUGACAAAUGCAUCGCCAUCCAGUACCUCGAGGCCAUCCGCAACCUCAAGGCCCGCGCCUUCUCCCCCCUCCGCUCCGUCCACAUCUCCCUCGUUCCCGACGAGGAGAUCGGCGGCUUCGAUGGCGCUGCCAAGUUCGUCGAGUCCGACGACUUCCUCCGCCUCAACGUCGGGUUCGCGCUCGAUGAAGGGCAGGCAUCUCCCGGCGACGAUUUUAGGGUUUUCUACGCGGAUAGGGUUCCGUGGAACGUGAAGAUCCGGGCCAAGGGAGUGCCCGGGCACGGGGCGAGGAUGUACGAUGGAAGUGCGAUGGAGAAUCUGAUGGAGAGUGUGGAGGUUGUGAGUAGGUUCAGGGAGAGCCAAUUUGAUGUGGUUAAGGCUGGGAAAGCGUUGAACGCUGAGGUUGUGUCGGUGAAUCCGGUUUAUGUUAAGGCUGGUCUUCCUUCUGAUGAUGGGUUUGUGAUGAACGUGCAACCUUCGGAGGCGGAGGCUGGUUUUGAUCUGAGGCUGACGCCGACGACGGACCCGGACGAGAUGAGGAGGAGAAUUGCGGAGGAAUGGGCGCCGGCUGUGAGGAAUAUGUCGUAUGAGUUGGCUGCAAAGCAAAUGAACGAGCAAUUGUAUCAAGAAGCCAGCCUUAAGAAAAAAAAUCUGAGGCUCAAAAAAUUAGUCUCUUGGAUUACUGAACGGAAGGUUGCAUUGAUUACUGAGAAAGGACCCAUUAGAGACUACAUGGGACGCCCGAUAAUGACUGCAACUAAUGAUUCCAAUCCAUGGUGGUCAGUUUUCAAGCAAGCUAUCACAUCUGUUGGAGAAAAACUUUCAAGUCCUGAAAUUCUUGGAUCCACAACUGAUGCACGAUACCUUAGAAAAAAAGGAAUUCCUGUACUUGGUUUCUCCCCAAUGAAAAAUACUCCCAUCUUGCUUCAUGAUCACAACGAGCACUUAAAAGAUACUGUGUUCAUGAAUGGAAUACAGGUGUACGAGUCUCUGAUAAGUUCCUUGAGUACAUUUACGGAAGCUUCAGCACAUUAA